AUGUCCUCUGCUGAGUCGGACCUUCCCCACGCCAUGCCCCCUCUGCCCGAUUUUGUUCUUUUAGCAGAGACUCACCCUCCCCCGUCCGGACUCGACACUGACGAAAUCCUAGCCGCAAAGGCAAACAAUGCAAAUGCGCUCAAUGGCACGGAGAUAUGGUGGCAGUGGUACCAGCCUUGGCUACUUAAACGACGCGGCUACCUUCUACGGCCCCGCUACCGACCGGGCUGGGAACCCCCCGCCCAGGUCGACCCUGCCGAAAGAGAGGACUGCGCGGAGCAGACUUCAGUGCGAGUGCUCGACGCCACGCGCAUCAUCGACGGGAAGCACGUCCUGUUGAAGAUCACUCACGAUGACAGCCACGGUGAUAGCGAGCGCACGAUCCUCGAGUACCUGUGGUCGCCAGAAUUACGGUCCGACCCCAGAAAUCACACGGUCCCUCUGUUGGACGUCUUCGAGUUGCCCCAGAAUGGCGGCACGGUGUUGGUCAUGCCGUUCUUGCGCGCUUUUGACGACCCUGCUUUUGAAACCGUAGGCGAGGCGGUCGAGUUCUUCCGCCAGAUAUUUGAGGGUGUGCAAUUCAUGCAUGACCGUAAGAUCGCACACGGUGACUUCGCAAAGGGAAACAUCAUGUACGACGCAAGCCCCAUGUACCCGGAAGGUUUCCAUGCCAUCGACACGGACCGCUCCAGGAACUGGGAGCGAAAGACGAAGAGCUUCACCCGUACUCAGCGCCCAGUGUGUUACGUCCUGAUCGACUUCGGCACCUCCGUUCGUAUAGAGGAGGGCGAUUCCGGCUUGGUGUAUCCUGCCCAUGGACGAGACUACUGCAGUGCGCCCGAGCAUCGCCCCGAACGCGUCAGCAACCAGGUUCCCCACGAUCCGUUCCCCGCCGACAUCUACUAUCUAGGGAACUUCAUCAAAACGGAGUUCGUCGAGGGACGUUUAGGAUUCGAGUUCAUGAGAGAACUGGUCGACGACAUGAUCAAGGAAGAUCCCGCCGAGCGCCCAACGAUGCCUGUGGUAGUGGGGCGCUUCCAUCUGAUUCGCUGGCACCUCCCUUGGUGGACCCUGCGCCGCCCAGUCGAUAGUCGGCGCGAUUCUGCGAUCGUACGGGUUUCGAGAACAGCCCGUGUGGUUCUUCUCACUCAGAGCGCUUUUUGGCCGUGA
Messenger RNA from Peniophora sp. CBMAI 1063, 1170 nucleotides. Lineage: Eukaryota; Fungi; Basidiomycota; Agaricomycetes; Russulales; Peniophoraceae. The record is from the annotation of a GenBank genome assembly.